This is a messenger RNA of Gekko japonicus, 1710 nucleotides long. RefSeq names its product ectonucleotide pyrophosphatase/phosphodiesterase 4 (putative) (gene ENPP4). The transcript has 4 exons. The record is from RefSeq and is a predicted model, not a curated record. Bases 184 to 1545 code for a protein of 453 amino acids. NCBI's taxonomy places the organism in Eukaryota, Metazoa, Chordata, Lepidosauria, Squamata, Gekkonidae.
CCUUUCUAAAGUUGAAUACAUAAAAGAUAAAGUACUCUGGACUCAAAACACGAAGACUACUAUCACUUGAACAUCUAAGCCAACACACUGCAGUUUUAUUCAUGCAAAGGACUUCAGCAAAGGAGCAAGCUAGGAUCUGACAGGUAUAUCUUCUGAGUCCCAGUAAGCGAAAUCCUAUCCACAAUGAAUGUAGUACUCUUAUUCCUCCUUAAUGGGAUAUUUGCUUGCUGUAGUGGUAAUUCUGCACAUGAGGCAACACCUAGGUUACUCCUGGUGUCUUUUGAUGGUUUCAGGGCUGAUUAUCUGAAGACAUACAAUCUUCCAUAUCUCCAAGAUUUUAUUAAAGAUGGUGUGCUUGUGGAACAUGUUAACAAUGCUUUUAUCACAAAGACUUUCCCAAAUCAUUACAGUAUAGUCACAGGUUUGUACGAGGAAACUCAUGGCAUCGUAGCAAACACCAUGUUUGAUGCUGCUACGAAGAAAAGGUUUUCGCCGUUCAGUGACACAGAUCCUUUUUGGUGGGAUGAAGCCGUUCCCAUUUGGGUCACCAAUCAGUUGCAAGAGAACAAAACAAGCGCUGCUGCAAUGUGGCCUGGUACAGAUGUCCACAUUCAGAAUAUCGUUCCUCAUUUUUUCAUGAAAUACAACUCUUCUGUAAGUUUCAGCAAAAGAGUAGAAAACAUUGUCACAUGGCUGAACAGUUCUGACCCGCCUGUCACUUUUGCUGCUCUUUAUUGGGAAGAGCCAGAUGCAAGCGGGCACAAGUAUGGCCCGGAAGAUACUAAAAACAUGUCCAACGUCUUACAGGAAGUGGAUAAACUUAUUGGCCACCUUGUUAAGAGCCUGAAGGUCUCAAAACUGUGGGAGGAAAUAAAUGUUAUAAUUACCAGUGAUCAUGGCAUGGCACAGUGUUCCCAGGACAGGUUGAUUAAACUGGAUGACUGUAUUGAGCCACAGGCGUACACUCUGAUAGACACGAGCCCAGUUGCAGCCAUACUGCCUCGUAAUGAAACAUAUGUAUAUGACCACUUGAAAAACUGCAGUCCUAAUCAUAUGAAGGUUUAUCGUAAAGAAGAAAUUCCAGAGCGAUAUCAUUACCACUAUAAUGAGCGUAUUCAACCCAUAAUCCUGGUUGCAGAUGAAGGCUGGACAAUUGUGCACAAUGAGACCCUUCACAGAUUAGGGGACCAUGGCUAUGAUAAUGCAUUUCCAAGCAUGCAUCCAUUCUUGGCAGCUCAUGGGCCCGCUUUCCGCAAAGGCUACAGGCUGAAGACAAUGAAUAUUGUUGACAUUUAUCCCAUGAUGUGUCACAUCCUUGGCUUGACACCCCAGCCCAACAAUGGCAGCUUGAGCAAUGCCAAGUGUCUGCUAGCUGACCAGUGGUGCAUCGAUGUUGCUGAAGCCAUUGGGAUAGUGAUUGGUGUCUUGAUGGUGUUAGCUACUCUGACAUGCCUUAUGAUCAUCAUGAAGAACAGAACACCCUCUCUGCGUCCGUUCUCACGCCUUCAGCUUCAGGAAGAAGAUGAUGAUCCCUUAAUUGGAUAAUCUGCUUAGCAGCUUUGGCAGCACUCCACUGACUGUGUCAUGAAAACUGGACAUGAUAGGUAAACUUACACUGAAGAACCUCUUGUGGUGCACUUUAAAAUAAAGAUCCACCCUGAAUACUGCAGAAGAAUAGUGAGUAUCUCUGGGAAAGAACCACUGGGUCAG